AUGAAUCAACUGUACAUACUGUUCGAAUGCUCAGCAGGAUACUUCCUGCUUAGAGUAAAGGAAUGGGAACAAAUUGGAAAUAACGAGAACCUUGAGAAGAAGAUUCAAAAGUCUGAUUUAUUUCAUGAAAUAGUAGAAUUUUGUUCAUUCAUAUCAUUCGAAACAGCUGAAAGAGCGUUGGAAAAUUUACUACAUAUCAAUGAAGGGAAAGCAACGGAUUUUUUACUAACAUUUUUAGAACAAAAUUUACCAAAUAAUAGAAAGGAAUAUGAAUUAGGUGUGGCAGAUUUAAACUUGGGGAAAUUUUUAUCAAACAUUGGUUUUAAUGUUGUGCAUAAUAAUAAUAUUUUAGAAUUAUUUCGAGCUUGUAGAGAAUUUUAUUUGAAAAAAAUAUCAACAUAUGUAGAGAAUAAUGCAGAUAUUGAUAUAAAACAUUUUAAUAUAGGACUAGGUCAUAGCUAUUCCCGAUCUAAACUUAAGUUGGAUCCCAGAAAGCAAGAUAAAUCUAUUAUUAACAGUAUCGGUACUAUAGAAUCUUUGGAUAAGAAUAUUAAUUUGUUCAGUAUGAGAGUUAUUGAAUGGUAUAGUUGGCAUUUUCCAGAAUUAAAAAAGAUUGUAACAGAUGUGUGCAUGUAUUGCAAAUUAGUUAAUUUAAUAAAAAUAAAAGAAAAUUUUGAUUUUUCAGAUGAAGGAGAAAAAGAAAAAAUAAAUGAAAUUACACAAGAUGAAAAAUUAACAGAACAAAUUGAAAAAGUAGCAAAUUUAUCCAUUGGCCAAGAAUUAACAGAAGAAGACUUAAAUAAUAUAAUUAAUUUUUCAAAUGAAGUUAUUAAUUUAUCAAAUACUAGAAAUAUUUUAUGGAAUUAUUUAGAUAAAAAAUUAAAUAUCGUUUCUCCAAAUUUGAAGGAAUUGUUGGGAAAUACUUUAAGUGCCCGUUUAAUUAGUCACGCUGGAUCUCUUGUAAAUUUAGCAAAAUGCCCAUCUAGUAGUAUACAAAUUUUUGGAUCAGAAAAAGCACUAUUUAAUUCUCUAAAAGGAAAUAAAAGAACACCCAAAUUUGGUAUUCUUUACAAUUCUUCCUACAUUUCAAAAACACCAUUACCACUCAAGGGAAGAAUGUCCAGAUAUUUGUCUUGCAAAAGCGCAAUGGCAGCUAGAAUAGAUUCAUUUUCAGACCAUCCCACCAACACCUACGGGGUUAUAUUCAAAAAGCAAUUGGAACAUAAAAUUAUGCACAUGGUCAAGGGGGUCAAACUUUCCAAAAAUAUCGACUACAUGAACGAGGCGGAGCAAAUAUACAAAAGAGAAAUAGGCGAGACACCGGGCGUUGGGGAUGACAAAAAUGAAAACAAGAAAAAGAAAAAGAAGAAAAAAAAAAAGAACAAGAAGAAGGGAGGUGAUCAGAAUGGAGAAAACGAGGCGGUUCAGAGUGGAGAAAACGAGGCGGUUCAGAGUGGAGAAAAUGAAGCGGUUCAGAGUGGAGAAAAUGAAGCGGUUCAGAGUGGAGAAAAUGAAGCGGUUCAGAGUGGAGAAAAUGAAGCGGUUCAGAGUGGAGAAAAUGAAGCGGUUCAGAGUGGAGAAAAUGAAGCGGUUCAGAGUGGAGAAAAUGAAGCGGUUCAGAGUGGAGAAAAUGAAGCGAUUUAG
Molecule: messenger RNA, 1644 nt
Organism: Plasmodium gonderi
Lineage: Eukaryota; Apicomplexa; Aconoidasida; Haemosporida; Plasmodiidae
Product: nucleolar protein NOP56,SIK1 protein
Exons: 1
Coding region: 1-1644 (547 amino acids)
Cellular component (GO): box C/D methylation guide snoRNP complex; small-subunit processome
Molecular function (GO): snoRNA binding
Source: RefSeq, a predicted model, not a curated record